UUAGGAAGUUUCUCUCUUCUUUUCCUCACUGCACUCUCUGCUUUAGCUGCACACAGCAAUGUGUCCCUUUCGUUUACUUCCAGGAAUAAUAUCAGCAUGGCUCAGUUAGGAGAAAAGCAUUCUUACUUGGCUUCCUGCAAGCAGUUUACAAAGUGACUUUGUUUUAAAGUUGCCUAACUUUACUGAGCAGUGACAGCUUUGGAUUUGAAACAGAGGACCUGGCUUUACACACCUAUCUACUUUCUUGUUGCUGUCACAUUCAGACCUGGAUAGCUAACAGUAUCAGUUACGCAACUCUAAGCCUGUUGGAUUUUACUAUUUUAUUCAGGCCCAGAAGGUGUAUCAGUAACAUCACAUCUGUUUUUUUUUUUUUUUUUUUGCUUUUCAUGAACUACCGAGACAUUAUCUGUCAACUAUCUGUUGUCUUUUUCUUUAGUUCUCACUGUUCCCUGCUUUAAAUAGGUUGCUGCCUCUCUUACAUUUGCUAGUGAUUGUUUUUACUGAUUUGGAACUACAGACUGAAAGGCACUUUUGUGGAUAUACAGAGGAGGAACAAGAAGAAAAGACUUCUAGCCUGCAAACUCAGGAAGUAAACAAAGAUAAAAUAUUUCUGUAUUGUCAACUCAGCCACUGCCAAAUAUUGUGCACUCAUCUCUGAAGAUUUACCUCAAGAAAAUAGGGACUGUAACAGAUGACGGAGAGACACUUCGGCUGAGGAUUCAGAAUAUCCUGUAUCUAACUACUCCAACAAUGUGGUCACAACUGUCCUAGGAGCUACCCCUUUAUUUCUUCCAUUCUGGGGCCAGAAUACAGCAACAAAAGAGCCCUGCAUACCUUGGACAUUCAGCUCUAGCUCAGAUUUUACAUGAAGAGAGUGCAUCAGUUGAUGAGUACAGACCAGUUUUCUCAUUGUUUGCCCAGAUUUUUUGGUAUUUGGAAGUGACCGUAGAGGCGUGUGUUUCGCUUUCCUACUGAGAGCGAUAAUGUGAAUUCAGAGCACAUGCUGACUACAGUACUAAGGGAAAAAUUAAGACUCAACAGCUGAUAAGAAGUUAACAUAUGACUAACAAAUCCCUUUAUCACUGUCGUGUUUCCAAAAUGUCAUUCAGCAGUUGUAAAAGUAGACUGGAUCAUGGCCAAGACAAAGCGGUAAAAGAACACUAAGUAUUCACAAAGGACGUGGUUGUAUGGGGGCCGGAUGACACACCAGGUUGGCAAGGAAGUGAAUGGCCUUCAACCAGCCUAAACACAGUCCACACCAAAAUCGCAGGAAGGCCAAAACUUCAUGGGUAAAAAGCAGUAGCUGUACAGAUACACUGAAGGGCAGUGAGUCACAAGACAUGGAGGUCAAAGGCCAGCUGAUCGUGCCCACUGAGUUUAGCACCCCAGACUCUCCACAUGUUACAAUGAGGCACAAACUGAAAGUGGAGAGGAUCCGCGAACUCAUGGAGAGGCAGAACAGUCUGCAAGAGGCACUGAAUCUGAAACUGAAGGAGCUGAAGAAAGUGUGUCUGCAGGAAGCUGAGCUGACAGGCAGAUUACCAUCAGAUUACCCCCUAGAACCAGGAGAGAGGAUGCCGUACAUCUCCCGCAGGAAAUCUGCAGUCUAUAGAAGUUCUAGCAGCACUGCCAUCAAGGAAUCCCAGUUGGAGGAGCUGGAGAGAGAAUUUGUAGUUCAGAAGCAGGUUACAGAAGAAGCAAGAAGACAGCUGUCAUUGGACCUGAGUGCUGACCAGUUUAGGAAAAAGAAACAAGUGUAUGCCAUAGCUACCAAGAGGCUCCAGGAAAUUGAAAACCUGAUAAAGGAAUAUAAGAUUAAGUAUGGGAAGAAACUGACACAGUGGAGCUCCCAGGCUUUGCAAGGUGAUGGUGCUUAUUGUCAGCAUUCAGGUCUGUCAGAAUGUACCACUCAUGACACUGUUGAUUCAAAGAUACUUGGGACAAGCCUUCUACCUGACAAACUUUCUCCUUCGCGGACCAGGGCACAAGGUUUAGACAGAAGUCCUGACCACAGGCAUGGUCGUAAACUGUCUCCCAUGGAGAUCUACAAUGAACUGAGAACUCGGAGGAAUUCUGUUGCUAGUUCCCCUAGCCCUACUAAGACCCUGCCAAGGAGUGUGUCAUCUCUAGAAGGAAGAAGCGUUCCAGCAACACCUGUAAUGCCGCGUAACACCUAUGGUACUUUCCAUGCAAGGCCUGAAGGUGGUGGUCUGUCCACAAAACAAUGGUCUGGCAGUCAGGACUCUCAAAUGGGGUACUCAGGAGAGAAUGGAAUUGAUUCACCCUCAAAAUAUGCUGCACGGACACGAAGAAGCAACAGCUCUGAGGCACUGCUGGACAGAUCAUUUACAGGGGACCAGCUUGUUCCAGAUGGAUAUCCAUACGGUAUGGUAAAAUUACCAUUCAAAAGCUCAGAAGCACUCAGUGACAAGUCCUCUUCCAAUGUGAGCAGCGGGAGCCCCAAACCCAAGAAGUCAUACCACAGUCCCGAACACAUUUAUGAGGCACCGGCUAGCAUGAAGCCAGGGAGGACUUCAUACAGCAGCACUGGUGUUUGCAAGCAGAUGUACAGUGAGGUUCUUUUAGACUAUUUCAUAGAGAAGCAACAAGCCAGGAUGUGGAAUGAACCUGAUGGUCGACACUUCAGUCCAGCCACAAAUGGACUCAGUCCCCAUUUGAAUGACUUGUCCCGCUGUCGGCAGAUACACAACAGCAACAGCAGUGUCUACAUGGACAGUCCCAUGCUGAGAAGCAGGGCUGAGGAACGCAGAGGGAAGGUGGCCCGAACAAAGUCAUGUGGUCCUUACAUUCCUGCCAAGCAGGAGCCCCCACAUCCUCAUUAUUCCCAUGAACUGGCUCAACCUACACACGCCCUGCAGUAUACCUCAAGGUCUAGUAUGCAGCAGAGGUCUCCUGUUCCUGCUGAGGUCAGCCGAAGUCUCCAUAAAGCCCUUGCCUUAGAAGGUCUCCGUGACUGGUACAUACGUAAUGCUGUUGGCUACAGACCCCAUGUGGACAGAAGGCAGCAAUAUCCUCAUUAUCCUGACCAGCAGCACCAAGACCACUAUUACUGUUAUAGCCCCUCCCUGUCACAUUCUGUGAGUUUCAAUGGCCCUGCCAUGCCCACAAGACAUUACAAUGAGCUUCUGUACCGUGAUGACCCAAGUGGCCGGUUGCAAGACCUGUCUGUUGUAGACAAGGACCUUUCACUGGAUGCAGAAGUCACCCCUCCAGGGACUCUUGUGUGAGUAACAUAGUUGAAGAGAAUUUUGAAAUGAUGGCCAAAGAUGCCACACUCAAGCAGUGAAAACUCUGCUGGUUGGUGCCUCUGGGAGCUGCGUGUUCAGGUUCUGCAGUGGAGAGAACACUCAAGCCAUUUAAGUGCUUUAGGAGAGACUUUAGAGCUGUCUUGCUUCUGGUUUUGUUGUUCUCCUCCUGUUUUUGAUACCUGAAAGUGAGGAGUACUGCGGACCAUUUUAUACUGAAUUGAUUGGGCCAUAGAAAUAAGAUGGUAGAUUAUGUAACUGAACCAGAGGGAAAACAAACAGUUACAGUUUAAGAUGCUGCAUCUUUAAAUUCAGACUGCUGGUCCAUUACCUGAAGCAGCUAAAUUAAAAUAUCCUUUACAUAAUGCGUGAAUUGCAUCAUUUACAUAAAGUGGUAGCUGUAGUAUAUACGUUUUUGAUACACUGCAAAGGAAUCCAGUUUAUUUCUUUAUGAAACUAAACGUAUUUUAAGCACACUAAUUUUGGCCCCUUUUUGAUAUGAGUUGAGAAAGACAGAAUGUGUAAAGUGUAUGAUAGGGACAUAAAUAUAUUAAUAGUACCUUUUCAAAACAAAAAAGUGAUUAUAAGCAACAUUUUGUCCAUAUUUCUUAAACAUCAUGUUAUGUGCACUCUUAUUUUUAAUAUGAAACGUAAAUGAUGUCAGAUGUAACAUUUUCAAAAUGCCGCAUUGCAAUGAAAUAAAACAAGUAGAUCUUAAAUGUACUUAUGUUGGGUACUGGAAAUCCAUGUACUUUAUAAAUGCUGUGACAAUAGCUAGGACUAUUUAAGGUAAAUAAGCACUAGUGCCUAUGUACUACUGUAUAUGAUUUUAGAUGAUUCUAUAACUGUAACUCAAAAGGACUGUGUACCAUUUAAUUACAUCCCCUUGGCCCUGCCACAAUAUAGUCAGUUCUGUUCUUUUUUUCUAUUUGCUUAGAAAGCUGCAGAUGCUGCUGAUACAGUUAUAUGGUUAGCAUCGGGGGGGGGGGGGGGCUUUCUCAUAUUUGUUUGAGCACUGUGUUGCUCUGCAUCCUUAUGCAUCUUUUAAAGGUGUCGUAGUACACUCCUGAAGCUCAGAAAAUCUGUAAUAGUUGCACUUAUCCUUUUUCUUUUGACCCAUCUGAGACAGUGAUUGAUGAUAUUCCCAGUCCAACUGGAGGUCUAGGGUCACUUCUCAGCGCCACACCUCUUGAUAGAUAAGUUAUUCUGGUCUGCCAACUCUCUGCCAACUUAUGCAAGAAAAUGGGAGUGUAGUAGACAAUUGGAUUACAUUGGAUAUGACUUUCUAUUUAGUUCCCCUUCCCUGCAUCAUCAUGCAACGUAAAAAACUCCAGGGAAACUUGACAUGAAGGGGACUUUAUCAUAUAUUAAUAUAAAAAUAUACGUCCAAUUUUAAACACACACGUGUGUGUGCAGUACAGUCAACAUGAGCUGGUCUUGUGUUGCACAAAACUUUCGAUUUCUUGAUUCUAUAGGAAAUUAUUUACUUGAGCAUGAUUUUUAUAGAGAAUGACAAGACAAGAGGUCCUCUCUCUGUGUCCUUUGUUCUUUUCAGUGCCACUGUAAAAAGUGGGAAUUAGCUGGGAAUAUGGAGGAUAAUUGGCUUAAAAUUAAUACCUAAGGCACGUCUGACAACAUUGAGAGGGUCAGACUUAAACUCAAUUUACAGACAUAAAGAAUGACUUUGAACUGCAGUGGGGAGGAAGCUGAAUCGGGAAAUGUUUUAUCUUUCAGGCAAUAGCUUAAUCUAAAUAAAGAAAGGGUCUAGCUCUCCCUCUCUGUAUACACACACACAUGACUGCUCAUUUCCACCUGUUACCACAGUACUGUGUAACUCCAUAUUUUACUAUGCAAGAUACAGGUUCAUAAGAGAUUCCCAGUAAAGGCAAAUAAAGUGAAAGGGACAUUAGUCUUAAAACACAUGCUAUAUGCCCCUCAUAUGAUGCAAUUUUAGAAGAGGCCACAUCUUUUUCAUCUUGGUGCAGAAAGGAUUAUGCAUAAUUUGACCUUUGUGUCCACCUAGCAAGGGUUAUAUUAUGCCAGUUUCAAAUGUCACAAGUUUCCUGAAGAAAAGGAUCUCCUGUUGUUAAUGUGCACAAAGUAAAAGGCUUCAUCAGUGAAAUAUAUAUAUAUAUAUAUAUAUAUAUAUAUAUAUAUAUAUAUAUAUAUAUAUAUAUAUAUAUAUAUAAACUCACAUAAUGGUAGCAAUGUCAACUUAUGGGAAAUGUAUUGUGAAAAUUAUGGAAAUUGUACUUAAUUUUGUUUAUUAUUUCCACACUGUGGUUUUUAAAUUAGUUUCCACAGUUUUUAGGUCCUGAUGUGGAAUGUCCUGCUAAUCACACCUCAGGUAUUUUCUUUGCUACCAAGCCAACUGAGAUACACAAACUCAGGAGCAGGAGUGCAGCAGAGAAUGUAACAGGAUUAUGUCUGAUGUUGAUGCUGCAUCUCUUAAGUAGAUGUCUGUAUUAGUUUUCCAUGCUUUCUAAAAGAUGAUGGACAUUUCAACUCCAUUGUCAGGCAUUGAAAUGUACACCAAGUAAAGAAACUGCAGUGUAUAUUUAAGCUAUGUAUUUUUUUUAAACAAAUUCUCCCAAAGACAUUGUAAAAGCACAUUUACGGUAUGAGUAGUGCUUUCUUGACCCGAUUAUUAAGUAUCUAGGAAAACGAUUCAGAAUGUAAUAUUCUAAAUAUUUCAACAUUUAUCUACUGUUUAAGUUUUAAUUGCAUGAUAACCAGAUUUUUUCUCCUUGAUUUCAUUUUGUUUUCCAAUGUCUGCACGUGGCAUCUGUCUUGUCACAUCACUGGCAUUUUCAUAAAAGCAGUACACAGAAUGAAGGGAGGGUUCUCCUAGGAACUAAAGACCUGACAGGUUUAAGGAUAUACUACUGUCCCCUUCCUUUGCAAUGUAAUGGGACUGUAAAUAUCAAGUGUCUGUGCCUGCCUGUGCCAUAAUUAUUUAGCAAAAACGUACAUAAGUACAAGUUGCUAAAGUUUCUCUUCCUUUUAUUCCCAGCAUUUUUGGAGCUGCUUGUGACCAGUAUUUCCCCAAAAUUGUCAGUAGUUUGGCCUGCAUCUUGACCCCAUCUUGUCCACCAACUUUGGGCUGAAUUUUACAUCCUGUCUUUGAAGUCUAUUUGACAUUGUGUCUAUGUCCUGGAGACUGAUGGCGGUAGUCUGCCUCUGGUCCCCCCAAGAGUCCAGUGGUAGUGCCCAGGCCUACAGGGGCCUUCCUUACAAAUCCUGUUGGUGGUAGCAACUGGACAGUCCUCCUCAUUUUACUCCUGAAGCUUUUGCCAGUGUUUCAGUUGACUGAUUCCCCCUAAUGUGUACUCAGAACACCACAGCCUGCAUCAGUCAUUGCCUUAAGUCCAUGUCUCGUAUCCUUGAUGACUGUCAUCCUUAAUACAUAACAUGUUUUUAGUUUUUACCAAAGAAACAGUCCACCCCCAAAAAGUUAAAAAUUUAAGUGAAGAGUUGGCUUCUGUUUUUUUUACACUGUUCCCUGUGAUUUAGACACACACACAGUUCCAGCAAACCUCAGUUCUCUCACAUGCACUCCACUCUGAUUUCAGUAAAGAGAUUCUGCUACUGUGUCAGCUCUCACUUUGUGUGUGCUUUAAUUGUUAUUAUCUGUGUUCUGUACUAGGAUUUUUUCUGCGGCAAGGGGGAAAAAGCAUGUUUCUUCCUUCACCAUCACUGCAUCGGUGAUGAUUAGCAAGGCUCUACUCUGCUUCAUCAGAAAAUGAGCACUAGUUGCAGGUCCCCAUGCAUUCUAAAUUAACUGUACUACCAUAACUCUAAAAUGUCUGCAAGCAGCAACCCCAUGCUGUUUUGUUGGUCACUGUACUCACUUCCAUAGUAACACACUGAUGCCAUUGCUGUUGCAUGUUGUAAAAGAAAUAGGAUUGACAAUUACGCAGGUAGAAAGAUCUUUUGUGGUUAUUAGAUAACUGGAAAACAAAAGUUAUAAUUAAAAAUGUUAGAAAUGAGGCAAGACAAAUGCAAAUUUGGAAUGUUUCACAAAUUCUAGUAUCUUUAAGACUCUCUUCUGAGUAAAAGUUUUUAUGAAGUCAUCAGGGGUCUUCCAAGUGAGUUGUUUGCAUAUAAUGUGUAUGCAGUUAAACAUGUGGCUCUGAGUAUAGUAUAUACAAAGUCUAUGCAGGACAUCUUGAAUUUGUGAGCAUUAAAAGUUUAAAUAUACAGUACUCUAUUUUGCCUUUGCACCAUAGUUUUAACUGUUCAGUCAUAGUAUGCACAAUGAAUGCUGAUUCAGCAAAUGAUGUGUCAUUGGGCAUUGCAAGAUUACUUGUUAACAGCAUAUAGCAUUCACCUCUGUACUACUACCUUACAUGCAUUUCCUUGCCUACUAUGACUUUAGUGUGCCCUGAAACACAUUUUGUUGAAUCAAAUGAUUCAUACAGAGUUUGCUUACAGUAGAACUUUGCAGAAAAAGUGGCACAGCUGCUUAACUUUACAAAACAUCUGCUUUUCUUGAAAUUCCUGUUUAAUCAGGUGUAACUUUUUUGUUGGUGGAUGGCAGAGGAUUGUAAAGGUGGCAACAGUUAAACAAAGGUGCUUUUUAUUUUUUUCAAAAUGUCAUUUUUCAGUGGAGCAGCCUGUGAAAUUGGGGGUGGUGACACAGUGCAUUUUUCCAUCACUUCUAAGGUCAAUGUGAACAUUUUUGCCUGGAGAAGAUUCUUGAUACUUUUGCGCUCUAUAUUUUCCCUCCCAGACUGUAGGUGAGGACAGAGACCUCUUCCAGUUAAAUACUGAUGAUUUUCCAUGUCAUGUAUUUAUCAUAAAUGUAGAUACAUUCUUUCUAAUAUUUGCUUCUGUUUGGAAGUGAAUUCAGUACAAAUAAAAGAAAGUUUGAAACUUC
This is a messenger RNA of Protopterus annectens (West African lungfish), 8145 nucleotides long. RefSeq names its product coiled-coil domain containing 120 (gene CCDC120). The record is from RefSeq and is a predicted model, not a curated record. The transcript has 16 exons. Lineage: Eukaryota; Metazoa; Chordata; Ceratodontiformes; Protopteridae. The coding region runs from base 1227 to 3248 and encodes 673 amino acids.